AACACGUGUUCUCCAUUUUGACUUAAAAUUUCGUAUGAAUAACGUUUCGUACAUAUAGGUAUUGCGUAUCUAUAUUUUGUUUUUUUAAAUAAAGUUGAUAAUUCAUGUAGACGUUUACAUAUUUUUCAUUUUUUGUUAUCCAUAAUACAUUAUUAAGGUAGUAAGACUGGUGCUGUUAACGAAUGUUUAUUUAUUACGAAAUGUAAAGUUUUAGACGAAGAAUCUCUGCGAAUACUAUCCUACUUGCAAGCAUAUGACAGUUUGUGAUUUAUUAUCUUAUUCUAAGAUAUCCUUAUUAGAAUUUCAAUAGUUUAAUCAAUCGAAUAAUAUUUACAAUUUUAAAGUAAAGAAAAUUUGAAAUUGUUCGAAAUAAAUAUAUUAAUUCAAUUGAUCAAAUAUGUCUUGUCAAAUAAAAGGAAUUGCGAAUCUAACCAAUAUAAGCAAUAUUAAAGAGUUACUUUUUGGAGAAUCAACCAGAAAACUUGACAUUCCACAAGAUGAAUUACCAUUACAAGACUGUUUUAUAUCAUUGUCCUCAACUGGAGAUGUUCUUGCUAUGGCAUAUAAUACAAAAAUGAUUAUAUUAAUUUCAAGGUGGGAUUCAUUAGAACCAGAUGAGGCAAAAAAUAAAUUUCAUUUGAUAUGGUAUGGUGAAAUUGCUAAAGAAGUUAAUGAAUGGAUAACAUCUGUGAUUUGUUUACCUUUAUUAUCAUUGGGAAAAGCUAGUAGUGGAACUAAUCCAGAUUGGACAUGUAUUAUAGUUGGUUUUAAUACUGGUUUUAUUAGGUUUUAUACAGAAACAGGUGCAUUAUUAUUAGGAGAACAAUUACAUAAUGAACCGGUUGUAGGAUUAAAAUGUCAAUCUUUUCGUUCACCUAAACAUAGUGGUGAUACUGGAUUAUCAGAAGAAGUUCAUGUGACAUAUAAUAGUGUUGUAUGUGUAUUACAAGGUUUCCCUUUAUUUUCUACAUUACGAGCAUGUAGAAAUCAUUUAGCUAGAGUUCAAGCAAACUGUGAUGAUCUACCACCUAUAACAAAUCUGUCAUAUAAAAAAUGGGGUUAUAAAAGUCAAGAUAUUGUAAAUGAUUCAGAAGUAAUUGGUACCACUUCUGUAAAUAGUUUUGAUCAUUUAAUGACAGCUUCAAUUUGUGGUGGAUAUAAUGCAUCUUAUAGAUCUAGUGCACCACAGCAUAAUUUAGUUCUUGCAACUGGUAAACGACCAUUUGUUGGUUUUCAUUAUGCACUAGAAGGUGGUUCAGUUCCAGUUUUAUCAGAUGUUGCAAUAGCAAUGGCCAGCAAAUUAGCAAAUGCUAUUGGAACUGCUGUUCCUUGGUUUCCUCUUAAUUGGGGAAAUUUAAAACAUCAAGCAUCACUUGAAGUAUCAAAAACUAGUACUCAUGAACCAAUUGAACCAAUGACUUGUAGAUUUGGACUAAGUGAUGUUACAAGAGAAGGUUAUUCAAUAAUAUCCAGUCCAAAUAAGGCAUUAUCAGUAAUAUUAGAUGCAAUGGGUAGAGUGUUAUUAAUAGAUAACAAAUGUUGUAUAGCUAUUAGAAUGUGGAAAGGUUAUAGAGAUGCACAAUGUGGCUGGAUUGAAGUGGAAGAAGAAAAACAUUCUGGAAUGCACAAAGCAUUUAGUAAAUUUAAACAAACUCCACAGUUGCGUUCUGCUUUUUUUUUAGUCAUUUAUGCUCCAAAAAAGGGAAUAAUAGAUAUAUGGAGUACUCAACAAGGUCCUAAAAUUACUACAUUUACUGCUAGUAAACAUGGUCGAUUACUUUAUAUUAAUUAUGGUCUUCUUGGUGUAAAUGAUAAUAUACACAUAUCAAAGAAUAAACCACAAUAUUCAUGUAUUUUUAUGGAUCCUCUUGGAGGAUUGAAAGAAAUUACAGUACCAUUUCAUUUUGCUCUUAAUAGUAAAAAUGGAAAAAGAGCACGUGAUAUACAUUUGCUUAAAAAAUUGAAAACUUUUUUACGAGAAGAAGAAUUUGAAUAUGAGAAAUUAAUUUCAGAAAUUGAAAAUGUGUGUUCAGAUUUAAAAACUAAUGAAAUAAAAGUGCAAACAUUAGAAAUGUUAAUGUCAAAUAAAAAUAUUAUUCCUGAUGCUUUAUUAACAGCUACAAAUUGUUUUACUAAAAAAUUAGACGAAUGUGAUAAAGAAGAAAUGGAACCUACUACUAAAACGCUUUAUUUAUUAACAACACAGUUACAACAAAUAAUUACUUUUUAUAAAUAUAUUGAUUCUCAGUUUAAUACAUUGGAAAAUAAUAUUUCUAUAGAUUAUAAUAAUAGUAAUCUUAAUACAAGAAGUUUAGCUUCUACUUUAUUAACUUCUGAAAGAGAAGUGCAUAGAAUUUUUGAAUUGUUUAAUACAAUAAAUAGUUAUAAGAAUUCGGUUUUUAACUCGGAAUGUAAAGUGAAAUUUAAAGAAGAUGGAAAAAUUUUUUCGGAUUUUUUAUCUUGUUUUGAAUUUGGAACACUAGGAUUUAUCGAUGUUAAAAAAGAUAUAAAAAUAGAAAAAGAAGAUAAUAUUUCUCGAUUAAUGUAUGAAGGAUGUAUACAUUCAUGUGAUAAGAUUGAAAUGUGGAAAGAAGCUGCUAAAAAUAGUAAUAUUGAACCAUUUGUUUUUAUAAAAUUUGCUUUAAUCUAUUGGCUUAAUAAACAACAAAAUUCAUAUUUGGAAAUAGAAUUAAAAUUUAGAAUGAAACAAUUUACGCAACUCUUACAUGCUAUUUGUUCUAUAGCAGAUAUUGAAGAUAUAUGUGCAGAAUAUAAUGAAAUAUCCUUGUGGUGGAAAAAGGUUCGUAAUAUUCUUUUGAAUUCAACAAAUUCAUUUAAUGCACUUAGUGCUGCUUUGAUGUGCAGAGCUGUUGCAAUGUCUAUAGAAAAAUAUAAAGAAAAAUAUGAUAAUAAAGAAAUUGAAGAAAAUAAUGAUCAAGAAGGAAUAAAAAAUGAGAAUGAUUCAGAAAAAAUAAAGCAAAAACAAAAUUAUGUUAACAAUAUGAAAUCAGAUGAUGAAAUAUAUAAUUUAACAAAUGAAUGGGAAAAUGUUACUAAAGAUAGUUGUCAAUUUACAUUACUUAUUGGAAAUCUUGAAGACAUUACGAUUUUAGAUGCUAUUGUAAGUCAACAACCUCCAUUGGAUACUACAUUACAAUUUUUUGCAUUACCAUUUGUAAAAUUCGAUAUUUCUUUAGGAUCUGUUCUUUCAAAAGGAAAAGGUUCUGUGUCAGAAAUAGUUGCAAAAUGGAUUGCAUCUACGGGUAUCGAUCCUUCUGAAUUAAUAGAUACAACGGAUACAGAAUUUGAUCAUAUGCGGACAACAAAUGAUUUUUUAGAAGUACCAAAUUCUUCAGACGAAAUUUCUAAUGCUGAUAAUGUUUCACAAUUUGAUUUAGAGAAAUCUCUUUCAAUAUCUUCUGAUAUAAAAAAUGAAAAUAAAGAUAAUAUAAAUACUACUUCAUGUAUUUUAGAAAAAAUUAAAUUAUUAAAACGUCAUUUUCCAUAUAGUUUAACAAGUAGUGUUUUACUAGCUAAUAUAUGUUGGGAAUUUGCAAUGUCAUGGAAUAAAGAUAUUUCACAGUUGAAGUCUCUUGAAGCUGCAUUAUCUGUUUUACGACAAAUACCUAUGAAACGUAUGAGGCACGGUGUUUGUUGUUUGCUAUGGUCAGUUCACAUGAAGAAACGAAUGGAACUAGUUGCAAAAUUAAUUAAUAAACUUGGAAAACUACCAAAGGAGAGAUUAUGUAUGCAAGAAAUCGGAUUAUCUGAUAUACAAAUAAUUACAUUUUUACAACAUUGUGUUACGUUUUUAGAAAUAUUUAUUGAUUCUGAAAUACUCGAAACUGGAGAGAAUAUAGUUAUUAAAUCAGAAGAAAUAUGGGAAGGUUGUACUUCUAGUCCACAACCAUUUGCUGCAUUAGCUAUUUCUCAAGCACCCGCUUGGUAUGAUCUAAUUAUGUUGCAUAUACAGUUAGCUAAUGUUUUAUAUAUGAUGGCCUAUUUUAAUUUAAAAGUAAUAAAACCAUUAAAUAAUUUAUUUGAAUCUGUAGUACAACCAUAUUUUUUUCAAACGAUGUCAGAUAAAGUAAUGCUUACAUGGUAUCGAGAUGAUAAAAGAGAUAGUCUAAGAACUACAUUUCUAUGUCGAAUAAUUACUGCAUCAAUGGAUUUUAUUCAUCAAGAAACAAUAGAUGGUAAAAUAACUAGUUCAGUACAAGCUGUUCAAUGGAUGAGUAAAUGUCAAACAUUAGCAUCCAUUUGGAAAAUUAAUAAUGACGAAUUAAGAAUAUAUCAAGUUUGUCAAUUAUAUGUGAAUGGUUUUGAUCGAUUAGCAGAGGAAGUUGUUACAGCUGUAAACGAUGUUGAAAAGUUAGCAGAAGAUCUUCUGCCAAUUGCUGCAAGAAGAAUGAUGGCAUAUCUUUCAAAAUCACCUGAUCUUUUAGAAGAAGUUUCUCGUAUAAGUCCAACUCUUACAAAAUAUUUGGAAAGUCUUGAUGUACCGGAAAUAAUUUGUACAAAUUGUUCAAAUGAUGAUACUAUUGAAUUAAUACGACGUGUUUCAAGACAUUUGCCAGAAACACAUUCUAAUUAUCAUCUUGCACAAUUAAUGCUAGAUGCGGUAUUCAUUUAUGAAGGAACAACAUGAUGUUCAAAUAUUUAAAUAGGAAUAAUUUAUAGGGUAUAAGUAAAUUUAUCUCUGCUUUAUGUUUUUAAUUGUAUUGAAUCUAAUGUUUUAAGUAAAUAUAAAAUAUACUUAUCAUGUAUCAUUGAUAUCCCAUCAUAUCAGAAAUAAAUAAAUACUUGAAACAUUUGAUUGCAAAUUAUAACAAAUAUGGACGUACAUUUAUGUCGCAUAUAAUAAAUUAAACGAAAAAAUUUAAUU
Apis dorsata (giant honeybee) is the source of this 4885-nucleotide messenger RNA. RefSeq names its product rab3 GTPase-activating protein non-catalytic subunit (gene Rab3-GAP). Gene Ontology annotation, biological process: regulation of GTPase activity. Lineage: Eukaryota; Metazoa; Arthropoda; Insecta; Hymenoptera; Apidae. Bases 398 to 4648 code for a protein of 1416 amino acids. The transcript has 19 exons. The record is from RefSeq and is a predicted model, not a curated record.